AUGUCGCCGCAAGUGCAAACGCAGACGUACGACGUCCGGCUCUCCAACCACACCAACCCCGCCGCUCGCGCUCUACUAGAAUGCAUACUCCGCAAACGGUCCAACCUCUGUGUAUCAGUCGACCUUUCCACGAGCGCAGAGCUGCUCGAGGUAGUAGACGCCGUCGGCCCCAGCGUGUGUCUGAUCAAGACGCAUAUGGACAUUGUGGAAGACUUUGAUCAGAGCGUUAUUGACCGCCUUCGAGUGCUGAGUGAGAAACACGAUUUUCUGAUAUUUGAAGACCGCAAGUUUGCUGAUAUCGGGAACACGGUAGUACUGCAGUACUCCAAAGGAGUGCAUAAGAUCGCCUCCUGGGCACAGCUCACCAAUGCCCACGUUGUGCCCGGGUCAGGGAUAAUCACCGGCCUCGCAUCGGUUGGUCUUCCCCUGGGCAGGGGCCUCCUACUCCUAGCGGAGAUGAGCAGCGCCGGUACGCUCGCCCAAGGUGCAUAUACCGAUGCUGCACUCGCAAUGGCCCGAGAGCACAGGGACUUUGUCGUCGGGUUUAUUGCGCAGCGCCGGUUGGGAGACGAGGACUGGCUGAUCCUCACUCCUGGUGUGCAGCUGGGCAGUGGGGGAGAUAGCAUGGGCCAGCAGUACAAUACGCCUAGGGAGGUGGUGCGCCGGGGUGCGGAUGUGAUUAUCGUUGGGCGGGGUGUGUAUGGGAAGAGAGGAGAAGCAGGCAAGGAGGCGGAAAGGUAUAGGAAAGAAGGAUGGGAGGCGUAUCUUGCGAGGGUUGGUGGUGGCACUUCGAGGCUUCUGUAA
Molecule: messenger RNA, 804 nt
Organism: Dacryopinax primogenitus
Lineage: Eukaryota; Fungi; Basidiomycota; Dacrymycetes; Dacrymycetales; Dacrymycetaceae
Product: orotidine-5'-phosphate decarboxylase
Exons: 4
Coding region: 1-804 (267 amino acids)
Biological process (GO): 'de novo' pyrimidine nucleobase biosynthetic process; 'de novo' UMP biosynthetic process
Cellular component (GO): cytosol
Molecular function (GO): orotidine-5'-phosphate decarboxylase activity
Source: RefSeq, a predicted model, not a curated record